UCCAAACUCCCAUGUGAGCGGAUGUCGUGCACUUCCGGUUGUCACCGCUAGCUGUUAGCCGUCCGCACUGACCGAAUGAAUUGUGACAAUGACGGCACUAGAAUAGGAGACUGAAAAUGAGGGUUGUGCUGAUAGUCGCCUUUCUGGCUCCUUGUUGGGUCAAUUGUGCUAUUAAAUCGAGAGUUGUUGCGGAAGAGAAGCACGAAGAAAACCCGGAAUCCGAUGCUCUGAGCUCCAUCCUGUCAGAUUUCGAGGUGCUGCCCUGGUCCGGCCUCCAGCUGCACUCGGUGCGCAAGAGGGACGUGCAGGCGCGGUCCCACCUGGAGCGCCUCGUGAGCUUCAGAGCCCUGCACAGACAGUUCAAGCUUUACUUGACCACCAACACAGACCUUUUCACUGACAACUUCAAAGCUGUGUUUGUUGAUCAACACGGGAAGGAGGAUAACUACAAUGUUAAUCUUCAGAACUACUUCACUGGACAUGUUGUUGGAGAGCAGAAUUCCCGUGUGCAGGCACAUAUAGAAGGGGAUGAGUUUUCUGCUCACAUCCUAACUGAUCAAGCUGAGUACAACGUAGAGCCCCUGUGGAGGUUUACAGAUUCCCCAGCUGAUGGCAGACUGCUGGUUUACCGCUCCGACGACAUCAAGAACCUGAGCCGCAUCCUCUCCCCGAAAGUGUGCGGUUACCUUCACGCGGAGGCUUCAGACUUGCUGCCCCGGAACGGGCACGAGGAAGAGGAGGAGGUCCAGGAAGGGGGGCACCACCGCAGAGAGAAGAGACAGACUCAUGAUCAUAAGAAGAAUACCUGCCCCCUCUUGCUGGUGGCAGAUUACCGUUUCUUCAAACACAUGGGCCGCGGACAAGAGAGCGUCACUCUCAACUACCUGAUCGAGCUGAUCGAUCGAGUAGAUGAUAUUUAUAGGAACACGACCUGGGACGAUGAAUUCAAAGGCUACGGGGUCCAGAUCCAUCAGAUCAUCAUCAACAAAGAGCCUACAAAGCCCCCCGUUGGCAUUGGAGGGUGGGUCCACUACAACAUGGAGAACAGCCCCGUGAAAGGAAGAGAGGUCUGGGACGUGAAGAGGCUUCUGGAGCAAUUUAGCUCAGACUUGGCUGACAACGCGUCCACCGUGUGUCUGGCACACCUGUUCACCUACCAGGAUUUCGAUGAGGGCACACUGGGGCUCGCCUACGUGGCCCCUUCCAAACCUCAAGCCCUGGGCGGCCUCUGCCCAAAACCGUACUUCCCAUCUCACUCUGUGAAGAAGGCCAGUUACCUGAACACAGGUCUGACCAGCACCAAGAACUACGGCAAAACCAUCCUAACAAAGGAGGCAGACUUGGUGACCACUCACGAGCUCGGCCACAACUUUGGAGCGGAGCACGAUCCCGACAACGUCCCUUACUGCGCUCCCAGUGACGACCACGGGGGGAAGUUCGUCAUGUACCCCAUCGCUGUGAGCGGAGACCAUGUCAACAACAAGCGCUUCUCCAACUGCAGCAAGAUCUCCGUAGGGAAGACGUUGCGUUCCAAGGCUCCGAUGUGCUUCAAGGAGAGGAACAGUAGGGUAUGUGGGAACUCCCGAGUUGAGACUGACGAGGACUGCGACCCGGGCCUCCUCCACCUGAACGACGACCCCUGCUGCUCAGCCGACUGCAAAUUCAAAAGUGGCGCACAGUGCAGUGACAGAAACAGCCCUUGUUGUAAGAAGUGCAUGUUUGAGCAGGCAGGAAUAAGGUGCCAGGAACCCAUCAGCGCCACCUGUAAAGGCAUAUCUUCUUGCACAGGCAACAGCAGUCACUGUCCGCCUCCCGAAAACGCCAACGACAACACUGUGUGCGUUGACAACGGCCGGUGUCUCAAUGGGGACUGCAACCCUUUCUGUGAGGCCAUGCAGAACCUGCAGUCCUGUGCCUGCAAUGAGACGGAGGACUCCUGUAAAGUAUGCUGCAGGGGAAAAGGCGGCGCCUGCUCUCCAUUCGGCCAGCUCAACGGCAGCUUUAUUUUUCUGCGCAAAGGGAAACCCUGCACUGUGGGUUUCUGUGACGGAAGCGGAAAGUGCAUGAAGCAGGUGCAGGACGUGAUCGAGAGGCUGUGGGAUUUUAUCGACAAGCUGGACAUUAACACAUUUGGGAAGUUCCUGGCCGAUAACAUCGUGGGCUCCGUUGUGGUGUUUUCACUCAUCUUCUGGAUUCCUCUCAGCAUCUUAGUUCACUGUGUGGAUAAGCGACUCGACGAGCAGUAUGAAGAUAACACCAAAAUCUUCUACCGCCCUCCAAGCCAGAUGGUGGAAGUUUGUAGUAGAGCUCCGGCCAUAGAGUCAAGAAAUGCUGAACAACCUCGAGUCGGCGUCCGUGCGCAUCGUCAAACCUCCUCCGCCUCCCUCCUCCUGCGCCGGCCGGAUCGCGCCCUCCUCCCCGCCCCUGCAGCAGAGCCAGGCAGGGGCCUCCCCCGCGGCCAGCACCAGUACCCAGGCCCCCGGGCCGAGCUGCGGCCUCACCCCGGACAGCGCGGGGGGGCCGCGGAUGGCCACCAUCCAGGAGGACAGCAGCAACGACUCUCACCUGGGAGAGGAAGGCCCGCCGGACGAUUUCACAACCGCAGGAGCCUCCUCGUCGGCUACGAAAUCCUCCUACGAGGAUCUGACCGAGCUGAACCCGUCGGCCAAGGAGCGGCGCCGCCUCAAGAGGCAAGAAUGCAUUGACGCCAAAGAGACCGAGUGCUGAGAGGAGAUCACCAGCACCUUCUUAGGUUUUUUUUUUUUUUACCACAUACCAACGUGUACAGGCAGCCUCACACGGGCGCUUUAGGGAACAUGCAAAUACAUGAAGCAUCAAAUGCAUUUCUCUUAUCAAAAUCAGACUGCUGAAUAAUGGUAACCCUGUGCAAUGGUGUCUUAUUCACUCACAGUUUAUUAUUGUUUUCAUCGCUCCGCUAACAGGUAAACAUGUGAAUGACUUUACAUAUUGAGAAUUGUUGUUCUUAUUUUCCAGUCCAACGCAAAUUGCCAGUGUGAGAUAAUUUCGUCCUGAAUUUGUGUAAACUGCACUUUUAAGUAUUUUUCCACAUCUCUGGAGAAUUGAAUUAAGUUGUAUACAUCUUCCUCCUGUGCUGUUAAUGGUUUAUUUUUGUACAGGCCUGUGAAACAUUUUGCCCUGUUGCACUUAAAAGGCCUUAUUCAAUAAUACACUGGGCAGAGUGGUAGUCUUCAGUAAUACACUUGUUUGUCCAGCUGUGGAAAGCUUAAGAGGUUAUAUUGUCUUUAAAACAUGGUGCCUUUUCUGAUUUUUGGCCUGACUGUCCUACUUCCACUAGAUGAACGUGGCGCUGAACAAUCCUGAAUUUAGUUUUAAGAAACUUCCCGUGGUGCUCAAGUGUUAUUUUUCCGUUUGAUAUUCUGUCUUUGUGCCAAUAUGAGUUAUGCAUCUCUUUGUUGUCUCAUACCAUACCGCCACUGUUGCCUGCGGUAUCACGUGUUAAAAUAAGAAAUGUACUUCCAGUAGGUCAAGAAGAAAAAUACUGUCGAGCUAACAUUGACCACUGUUAACAAGCUGAUGUCCUGAUGUGGUUUUAUUUUUUUUAAAGGUUUCUUGCUUUCUUUAAACAAAUAUCAAUAAAAAAAUCUUUAUUGUGCAUUUUAAA
Messenger RNA from Gasterosteus aculeatus aculeatus (three-spined stickleback), 3643 nucleotides. It is a transcript of the gene adam17a, whose product is annotated as ADAM metallopeptidase domain 17a. Gene Ontology annotation, cellular component: plasma membrane. NCBI's taxonomy places the organism in Eukaryota, Metazoa, Chordata, Actinopteri, Perciformes, Gasterosteidae. Gene Ontology annotation, molecular function: metalloendopeptidase activity. The record is from RefSeq and is a predicted model, not a curated record. Gene Ontology annotation, biological process: Notch signaling pathway; membrane protein ectodomain proteolysis.